Vigna unguiculata (cowpea) is the source of this 1251-nucleotide messenger RNA. RefSeq lists its product as uncharacterized. The record is from RefSeq and is a predicted model, not a curated record. NCBI's taxonomy places the organism in Eukaryota, Viridiplantae, Streptophyta, Magnoliopsida, Fabales, Fabaceae.
AUGACAGAUUUUAAGAAGAAGGAUUUCUUUGGAAAAACCACUGCAGGGAUGUACACAGUAGAAUUCCAAAAAAGAGGAUUACCUAAUGCCCAUAUACUUUUGUGGUUGGAUGGAGAAUGCAAAUUGAAAAAUGUAGCUGAUAUUGAUAAAGUAAUAUCAGCUGAAUUGCCCAAUGCGAAUUUGUACUCCAAAUUGGAAAAAGUUGUUUCAAGUUACAUGAUUCAUGGGCCAUGCGGACCUGCAAGAUAUAAUUCUCCGUGCAUGAAAGAAGGAUAUCCUUCCCACAAAAGACUUGAUAAUGGUAGAUUUGUUGAGAAGAAUGGAAUUAAGCUUGACAAUAGAAGUGUUGUUCCUUACAAUCCACCUCUUCUAAUGAGGUAUCAAGCUCAUGUAAAUACAGAGUAUUGCAACAAGACCAAUUCAAUCAAGUAUUUCUUCAAAUAUGUCAGCAAAGGUCCUGACAAAGCUACCCUUAAAAUAAACAACAACUCUGCAGAAUCUGACAAAUCAAUCAUUAUUGAUGAGAUUAAGAGGUAUUACGAUUGUAGGUAUUUAUCACCAUGUGAAGCAGCUUGGCGAAUAUUUGCUUUUGACAUCCAUCACAGAUGGCCUCCUGUUCAAAGAUUGACAUUCCAUCUUCCUGGCCAACAAUCUGCUUUGUUUAAAGAUGAUGAUGAUAUUAAUGUGGUGUUCAACAGAUACGAAAAUGCUAACACAAUGUUUCUAGCUUGGUUUGAGGCUAACAAAAUUUAUACAGAAGGAAAAGAAUUGACUUAUUCUAAAUUUCCAAGCAAAUUUGUGUGCAUAAAGACCAUUGAUGGUAAAUUUUAUGAAACCUACCAAGAAGCUUGCUAUGCGUUGGGAUUGUUGGCUGACGACAAAGAAUAUAUUGAUGCAAUCAAAGAAGCGAGCGAAUUUGCUUCUGCCUAUCAACUUAGAAGAUUAUUUGUCACUUUGUUGUCCAUGAAUACAAUUUCUAAACCUGAUGUAGUUUGGAAUUCUACUUGGAGACUCUUAUGUCUUCAAAUUGCAGAUGCUGAAUUACAGAAAAUUUGUCUGCUUGAAAUAAAAGAAAUGCUAAUGUCAAAUGGUAGAUAUUUGAAAGAUUAUCCUUCAUUACUGCAACUUGAUAUUUCAGAUCUAAAUACAUUUCAGAAUAGAUUUAUUGUUGAUGAGCUGCAAUAUAAUAAAGAAGACAUGGCCAAAGAACAUGACAUUUUCUUUAAAGAACUCAAUGAUGAACAAGUAUAG